UGUCGUGUGAUCUUCGCGUUUAGACAUUAGUGAAUGUAAUGGUAAAUAAAAUAUUUUACUCUAUUGGACAGUAGUUUAAUUGGUGCUUAAAUAUUAUUUUCUAUUCCAUAUUAAAAUCACGUGAACAAUAUUUAAAAACAAGUGGAGUGUUAAAGUAUGUAAAAUGUGUUUUGUGUAGUGAUAACGUCAAGCUCAGCUGGUCCAACGAGCGGUAAAAUUUUUGCGACUUUUUCUUAAUCUCUGUAGCUCCUUUUCGCUCUAUUUCUUCAGCGAGAUUACACGUCCUCUACGCGCGCGGGAACUUGUGAUAUUUUUAGUUUAUUAGUCGCGUCGUAUGUUUUCAAUGUUUCGGUCGCAUAUUCUAUUAUAGGUAACCGAAUUAUACACGUUUUCAGUCAUGUAAUCAUGAUUCCGUAAGGAUAAAAAAGUUGAAAGUGAUAAAAGUGCAUCAAGAAUGAAUGAAAAUAAUGACCCGACUAUGGAAGCCGGAGGGGUUCCACCGGCGCCGUCGUCAGCCUCAUCUGAUACGGCUUCAACGAUAAGCACUGCUACGUCAACAAUGCCAAGAUCUGAAGCCUCACGACCGACAACAUUUUCGAAGCCAUCUGGUCUGAAACCACCGAGUAAAAUUGGCCGACUCUGCUCGAAUGCUGCACCUAAACCAGCAGUUCCUAUCUCACCGAGAGCUGACGGCAGCUCCUCCGACGCAAGAAAGUUUAGCGACGAUUCGUCAAGAAAACAUUUGUCAGAUUUAAUAGAAGUAGAGGAAGACGAAGUGACGAGCAGUCUGCCGGACAGACCCCGAAUGCAUCGGAAAGCCUCCACUAGUAGCAGGUCCAGUCUGACUUCGAUGGACGCGUUGUGGGAGAAACAUCCGCGCAGGCUCAGCGAGGCCGGCCUCAGACGGUCCUCAGAUCACAGCGUCGUUUUAACGGAAGAUACCGACAGUUUCAUUAUUGGGGAGCGAGUUUGGGUUGGAGGAACGAAACCAGGUCAAAUUGCGUAUAUCGGUGAAACACAAUUUGCUCCUGGUGACUGGGCGGGAAUUGUACUUGAUGACCCUAUUGGAAAAAAUGAUGGAUCUGUAGCUGGAGUUAGAUAUUUUCAAUGCCCAGAGAAGAGAGGGGUUUUUUCCCGUUUGACUCGAUUGACUCGUGAACCACUUGUAUCCCAUGCUCCACAUGACGCGUCACCUGUAUCGGACGCAGGAAGCGUUUUUGAAAGGCCACCAUCUGGUUCUGCUAGACAAAGGCGCGCCUUAUCACCCAAUGGCAGUAUUCGAAGCAUCGUCAGCAGUAAGAUGAAUGCUUCAAUUUCUACCACUACGGGUGGUGAUUUACGUAUGGGUGAUCGCGUUAUUGUGUCUAGUAGCCGUGGUAGCAAGGCUGGCACUCUUCGCUAUGUGGGUGUUACCGAUUUUGCUACCGGCGUAUGGGCCGGCGUUGAACUCGAUGAUCCUAUUGGAAAGAACGAUGGAUCUGUAGAUGGGAAGAGAUAUUUCGAGUGCGCACCACGUUUUGGUUUAUUCGCUCCUAUAUCGAAGGUUUCUCGGUCUCCGUCCAACCGCAAGCCUGGCGCGUGCGCGAUCCAUAGCAACGGUCGCGCUACUCCAUUGCGGCGUUCCAACUCCCGCGACUCGCUCACGUCUCUCGGCACGUCGAUCGCGUCGUCCCGCGCAGGGGUGAGACUGGGGGUGACGUCGCUGGGUUCUCAGCGUGUCGGAGCUCCGCGAGCCUCUUCCACCCCGGUCUCCGCUAAGAACGCCCUGCAGGAACUGCUGCGUGAAAAGCAACAUCAUUUGGAGCGGCUUAUGCGUGAGAGAGAGUUGGAAAGAGCUGAGGUGGCGAAAGCGUCCCUACAGGCUGAUCGUGCGGAAAACGCGCUUGCUUUGGUACAGAAGGAGGCUUCGCAGGCAAAUUCUGAGAACGCGAAACUCAGAGCUGAGCUCGAAAAGUUGAAUAAGUUGUUAGAAGAUGAAAAACAGAAAGUUGAAGAUCUUAUGUUUAGAAAUGAAGAAGAAAAUAUUAACAAAGAAGACUAUUAUAAAUAUAAAGAAGCGAUGGAGCGGGAGAGACUAUCUCGGGAGAAGCAUAUUCGUGAAUUGGAAGCUGAAAUUGCAUUACAAGCGGCUCGCGCUGAAACCACGGCGAGCGCCCUUCAAGCGCUUGAAGAACAACGAACUGCUGAAAUGACAGCCAUAGCAGAACAACACAAAGAAGAAUUGGCGGCGGCACAAACGUUGUCCACAGAAUUACAAAAUCUUCUAGACGAAGCAUAUGCACUGUUAAAGGAAAAAGAGAACGAAAAAGAUUCUCUGGGCAAAAGCAUGUCGGAAGAAUUAUCCAAAGUUAAAUCUGAAUCGGAGAAGGCUCUGCUCGAAGCUAAAACCAAAAUGGCUAUUUCACAAACCGAGUUUGAUACUCAACUAUCAGUUUUAACGUCCAAAUUACAGCUUGUAGAAUCAAAGCUGGAGACUGAAAAACAAAACGUAGAACGUUUAAAUAAAGAUAAUAGUCAAAUAAUUACUGAUUUAAAUACUAAGUUGACACAGCUUCAAGCUACAGUAGAUGAUAAAACAUUAGAAUUAAACAAGGUACUUGGUGCUAGUAAAGAACAUGAAGUCAACUUAAACAAAGAAAUAAGUAAGUUAAAAAUGGAACUUAGCGCUAAGGUAUUAGAUAUUGAACAGUUGCAAGAUGCAAAAGCUAAACAAGAUGCCCAGUGCAAAUCAUUGCAAGAAGAAAUUGAACGCGUAAAAGAUGAAUUAAAUACUAAAAUAACAGAAUACGAAAGUGUACUUAAUGAAGCUUCACAACAAGAAGAAAAAAGUAAACUAGAGAUUUUAAGAUUACAACAAGAUUUGAGUGCCAAAAUAAAGGAUUAUGAUAAACUACUUAAUGAAUCAAAUAUUGCAAAUGAAACAAAGGAAAAAGUAAUGAAUGAAUAUAAACAAACAAUUCAUGAACGUGACAAGGAAGUUAUCAGACUAAAAGGAGACUAUGAAGAAGCAACGGCUAAUUUCAAUAUUAAACAUAGCAAAAUUGCUGAAGAACACAAGAAAGAAAUAGAAGAUCGUAAUUUAAGAAUAGAGCAGCUAACCAAAGAAAUUGAGAGCCACAAGCAAAUAUUGGAGAAAAACAAAGUAGAAAUUGAUAGCUUAACCACGCAAUUUAACAUGAACACAGACGAAUUAAAGGCAUUGAAAGAAGAAAAUGUUAGGCUUAAACAAAGCCUAAACGAGUUGACAGAAAUUAAUACCAACUUGAAAAACAAAAUAUCAUCAAUGGAACUCGAAAUUGGUGAACUAAACCGUCAGUUAGAAAGUACGAAAGAGAAAUGUGAAGAAUUGCAAAAAUCGAAAGAAAAAGUUGAAAAUGAGUAUAUGAAUCUGACUGGACAAACAACAGAUUCCAAUGAGCAGUUUAAUAAACUAUCUCAACACUUAAAAGAUACUGAAAAAGAACUUCAGGACCUUAAGGAUAAGCAUAGAGAAACAGCUAAUAAUUACGGCAGAGUAGAACAAGAGCUGAAACAAAAAAUAUUUAAAAUACAAGAAGACUUUUCAAUUGAACGUACAGAAUUAAUACGAUCUAUUGACGAAAAUGUUGAAAAGCAUAAAAUUGCUGAACAAAAAUUACAGGAAAUAGAACAACGGGUGUUGCAAGUAAAUAAUCGUCUUAAAGAACUUGAAACUGAAAACGAUAAACUCUUGGAUGAAAAUACAAUUUUGAAACAGGAAAUUGAAAGUCUUAAAAUAAAAGAACAAGAAAUGAUUCAUGAAUUUGACGCAACUCGGAAGAAACUUGAAGUAGAUACAGAUAAGUAUAAGGAAGAGAUUGCACUUUUGAAAGCAGAAGGUGCUUCAUCAGAAGUGAAAUUGAUUGAAAAAGUAGAUCAGCUUACCGAUGCGCAAAAUGACCUGAAUAAUAAAUUAGAAGAAGCCAGAAAACACGAGGACUCCCUGCAAAAAAUUUUGGAUGACAUGACUUUGCAAAUAAACAAUGAAAAGAUUCAACAUGAAAAAGAAAGAGAUCAAAUUUUAAAUCAGUUAGCACAUAUUAAUACACAGGCUGGUGUCCAGAAAAAUGAAGAGAUAGAAUUAAAGAAAACAUUAGAAGUCAAAGAAAAUGAUAUCAAAGAGCUAAAACUGAAAUUAGAAAUGCUUGAGAUAGAUUUGAAAUCAAACGAAGAAAUUGUAGUAGAAAAAGAUCGUCAAAUGGCUCAAAUAAGUGAGGAACUUACAAAGAUGACUGACAAUAAAAAUAAAAUUGAAGAGCAAUUAAAUAUUGUUCUCACAGAGUCGACGACACUGAAGCAGAAAUAUGAAAGCCUUCUUAAAAAUUCUUCAACGGAAGAAUCUUUGUUGAAGGAACAACACGGGCAGUUGGAGACAUUGAAAAUUGAAAUGGCAACUAUGGUUGCAGAGAAGUGUAAUUUGGAGGCCAAGUACAAUGAAACAAUAUCAGAAAUCAGCAAGCUUAAGGAGAAUUUAGAUCAAUUGGAAGUAAAUUUAAAGCAAACAACAGAAAUCAACACUGAACUUACAAAGCGAGUCGAAGAAAAAGAUAACCUUUUAAAAACGCAGAGUCAAAAAAUUGAACAGAAUUCCAUUCAAAUGAAAUCUGUAGAUGAAGAAAUCCAAAAUCUUAAAAAUGAACUCAAUGGUAAGAUUACUGCUCUCCAUGAAAAGGAAGAACAACUCAAUAAAUUAAACGAAAUUGUAAAAGAAGGAUCUAAUGACUCAAAACAAGCUAUCGAAGUUUUGGAGAGUGAAACUACAGAACUAAAACGGAAACAUCUUAAUGAGGUAGAAUCUCUUAAUAAUACUAUUAAAACAUUACAAAACAGUCUAUCGGAGCAAGAAAAGCAAGUAAUAGAGUUAUUGCAAUCAAAAGAAAAGUUAAAUGAAUUACAAACAAUGCUUGCAAAGUCUGAUAAUGACAUUAAACAAUUAACGAAUAUUAAUGAAGCUCAAAAAUUAAACUAUGAAGACCUUAACAAACAACUUCAAACGCAGUUUGAUGAAUACAAAAAAGAAAGCAAAUUAUUAAGACACGAUCUUAAGGCUAAAGUAAGCAAUUAUGAAAAAGAACUUGAAGAUUCAAGGAAGAAAAUAUCGACGGAAAUAGAAACACAAAAUCAGCUGCAAACAAAACUGUCGGACGCAGAUAAGGCUAUAUUAGAAUUAAAGGAGAAGUUAGAAUUACUCUCGGUACAACAAAUUAAUGUCGGUGAAAAGGACGAGCGAUUAGAAAAACUUACAUUGGAACUACAGGCAACAAGAAACUCCAAUGCUGAAGCUUUGCAACAUAUGGAAAAAACCUUACAUUCACUGCGAGUAGAUAUCGAACAGAAGAUGGCACUGGUGAAGGAAAAAGAUAGUAUUAUUGUUCGGUUACAAGAAGAUCUCAAGAACUUUAAGUCGAAACUAGAAAUUUCUGAACGAGAAAAGGUUCUUUUACAAAAGGAUAUUUCUAAACGAAAUAGUGAAAUACGAGAUAAAAACGACAAUAAUGCGAUGGGAACAUUGGGACAAGGGGAUACUGCGCCUGCUCGGUCAGAAGAAGAUAAGGAUAUGUUGGACGGUCAAGUGAACUUUUUGAAUUCGGUGAUCGUAGAUAUGCAAAAAAAGAAUGAACAGUUAAUGGCGAGAGUUCAGGCGCUGGAAGGAGGCAACAUUACUGCUGAGCCUACACUUUUCAACGGUCGCAAAGCGCGCGCAGUGGCGCCGCGUUUGUUCUGCGACAUCUGCGACGUGUUCGACGCGCACGACACGGAGGACUGCCCCAAGCAGGCGCUGCCCGACACGCGCGAGCCGCACGAGGGCAAGAAGCAGCCGCCGCCGCCCAGGCCCUACUGCGAUAUAUGUGAAGUGUUCGGGCACGCUACGGAAAACUGUGAUGAAGAAGAGACCUUCUAAACUUAUUUAUUGCGUUUUAACUAUAAUGUUACCGUUGUUGCUGUUACUUGUUUCAUCUAGGUAUUAUUUAUUAUUGUUUACUAUGCGAAUAGUAUUUCUUGUUUAAUAUUUCUAGUGAAUGUUUGUACAUAAAGUCUCGAUCUUUUACUUUAAGUUUUAAUUAAAUAGCAUGUUUGUUUAGGUUUCGGAAGGUGGAUGUUUUUCUUAUACAUUGUCUAGAUAUAAUGUAUAAUGAGAAGACUGUAGGCACAAAUCAAUCAAUUUUCAUCACAAUCAUGAUUUUAAUUAUAUUUUUCUUUUUACACAAUUUGUCCAACAUUUAAACACCAAGAUUUUUAAUAAAAGAAAUUUA
Molecule: messenger RNA, 6272 nt
Organism: Colias croceus (clouded yellow)
Lineage: Eukaryota; Metazoa; Arthropoda; Insecta; Lepidoptera; Pieridae
Gene: CLIP-190
Product: CAP-Gly domain-containing linker protein 1
Exons: 20
Coding region: 455-5920 (1821 amino acids)
Biological process (GO): cytoplasmic microtubule organization
Cellular component (GO): microtubule plus-end; cytoplasm; nucleus
Molecular function (GO): microtubule plus-end binding
Source: RefSeq, a predicted model, not a curated record